UUAUAAGUAAGGACGAAAAACUCACACUUUCAAUAUCUGUCUCUCUCUCUGGAUCGAGGGGUUUAAGCUGGGUUUAAUCGCUCUCUCAGCCCUUGAAUUUGGCGCCUUUCCACUUCGAUUUGGGUGUCUUGGUUCCUCCGCAAGCCCUAAAUUUCUUCCAAUUUCGCUCCUUCUCUAGUUUUUUCGCCCCUGGGUUCCGACUCCGUCCGACCCUUCUUCCUCGUUGAUUCUGCUGCACCGGCGUUUUGACAAUGGGGAAGGCUUACUCUCCGGUACCGAGAGGAGAACUCGUGUGGGAAUGAAUUAACAAUAUUUCUGAUCUCAAAGGAAUGCGCAUCUUGAGUUGAUUCAAGAAAUGGUUCUACAUUUUACGCUGUGCAAAGUUGUAAUAAGGGUUGAAUAUGACCAAUGGAGGUGGGGAGGGUGGAAGUCAGCGGAGAGAAUUACACGGGAAAAGAAAUCUUUUUCGUGGCAAUGAUUUUGCGUACGCCCUAGCUAGAAUGGCCGUGGCUCAGAUAUGCGAGGGAGUCGAGAUUAGCACUUAUCAGGAAUCACAGGCACGCGAAGGUGCGAGAUUCAGUUCUUUCCAAGAGUCUGCGCUCGAAACACUAACCGACGUAGUGAUCCAAUACAUUCAAAGCAUUGGGAAGACUACGCAGUUCUAUGCUAAUAUGGCUGGUAGAGUAGAAGGUAAUGCUCUGGACAUUGUUCAAGCACUGGAGGAUUUGGGAUCUGGAUUGGGUUUCGACGGUGCCCCUGAUGUUGAGCAUUGUCUUGCUGAUUCUGGUGUGGUCAAGGAUAUUAUUCGUUAUACAGGUGAAGCGGAGGAAACGCCGUUCGUUUAUUCUCUUCCCCGUUUCCCUUUCAACAAAGGGAAAAGACCAGCUCCUAGCUUCUCUGAGAUUGGAGUAGAGCCACCAGAUGAGCAUAUUCCAGUUUGGCUUCCUGCUUUUCCCGAAACCAAGGUGUCUAACGGGUUGGAGGAGACUAAUGUUGACAAAAUAGAAGGAGAUAUGCGAAGUAAAGAAUAUGGACCGUCUUUGGCGAACAUGCAGGAGUCUGUCGACGUUGAUAGGUUAAAAGUUCAGAAAUCUAUGGAUCAAAUAGAUGUUCAGAAACCAACAGAGGAACCGGAAGGCAACCCAUUUCUUGCGGCACCUGUUUGGGUUGGAGAGAAGAACGUGCCACGGGUGUUUUGCCUGUCGGAGCUUCCGAAUGAAGAAGUUAGCAUUAGCCACGUUCCUGAGAAACAAAUGAACAAGAGCCAUCAUAUUCGACCCCUUGAGGCAGAUGCUCCAUCUAAUGUGAUCAACGAGAAGACCAUUUUAGCUGAAACAGAGGAUGGAGAGAAAAAAGAUGGUGCAAGAACACAACGAGCUUUGCUUCGUUUCAAGAUUGGGACUCGAAAGGCCUCUAUGUGUUGGAAGGUAAAGCCGAGCUUAGAGGAAAAGGGUUGGUUUGAAGAGGAUGGAGACAACAAGAGCGAGAAGAAGGUAGAACGCGAAGAAAAGCGGGAAACUAUUGACACAGAUGUAAAAUAGCUAUGGAAAAGCUGCCCGGGUUGCCCACUGAGCAUUUUUGGAAAAGCUGCAACUUCGCUUGUCACAACUUCACUAAUCAAGUCCUUGAAGAUUAGCCUCUCAAUGUCUAACACUAACCCCGGUGUCUCUCCUUCA
Molecule: messenger RNA, 1676 nt
Organism: Eutrema salsugineum
Lineage: Eukaryota; Viridiplantae; Streptophyta; Magnoliopsida; Brassicales; Brassicaceae
Product: transcription initiation factor TFIID subunit 8
Exons: 3
Coding region: 402-1541 (379 amino acids)
Cellular component (GO): transcription factor TFIID complex
Molecular function (GO): protein heterodimerization activity
Source: RefSeq, a predicted model, not a curated record